GCUCUUUCUCGCUCUCACACUCGUUUGGUCUUUGUUCAAUUUACAUCGCAGUCUCUGCACCCACAUUCUUUGAAGAAAAGUUUUCAGCAUAAUCUCUAGCCAUGUUUUUCCGCGCAGCUGUCGGAGUUCCUCUCCUUCUCUCAACCCUUGCAUCCGCCGCAACGAACGGUACUUACCCGGCAAGCACCACCACAAAUCUCCAUUGCACCACGAAAAUGGGCAGACACUCCGCUUGCCCGGUCCCCACCUGUACGAAGCUCUGGACUGUCGAAGCGCCUCCGGUCAUCAUUCCUUCAUAUACGCAAACGACGUUGACACAUACUGGAAAUGCCUCUACGAUCACCUCAACCGAGACCAUACAAGCAACCGCUACAGUCACGGCAUCGACUAUUACUGAUACUUUCUCGACGACUUCGAGUGAAUAUGACACCAUCACCGAAACCACCAGUACUACGACCACGUUUACUGAGACUGACACUGUGACAACGACAUCCACCUUCACAUCUGUCGUACCAACGGAAAGUGGCUUCCAAUUUGUUUCUGAUACGCUCAAUGGGUACCCGGGCACUGCGCAAAAAAGGAACAACUGGAAUCAACUCGAGGCCCGCGGGGCGAAUUCUACCGAGCAUGGUGUCCCGAAGAAGGAUUACCCCCAGUCUGUUGAAUGUUCCGCUGAGAUAAUGGUUCAAUCAACCAAGAUGGUUACCGUAACACUCAGUCCAACCAUUACGAUUGUCACUCCAGUUCCAUCCAGCACGACUGUGCAAACGACGGCAAGUCUCCUUCAUUGUCAUCUCAGACAGUCGCUCACUUCUCCCAUAGACGACGUCUACCUCCACUAUCGUCCCUGGCAAUGUUACGACAACGGCAAGCUUCUCAACUACCGAAACCUUGACCGCAACCACCACUCUGUCUUUCACCGAGACAGCUACGACUACUACUACCGUAGUAGCUGCAGCUGCAGCUACAAGUCUCGCAGCUUGCUCCGCCGAUAACAUUGUUGGCCCAGUUGGCAACCGUUACAUCUACAACGUCUUCAACAUGGGUCCGAAUGCAGCAACUAUCUACGACUUCGCACAAACCACGAGCUCUUACGACUGCUGUACACUAUGCAUCAACAAAGUCGACUGUACCGGCACCGCCUGGCAAAAUGGCGGCUGCUACUUGCUGCAUAACCCCGCCCGCACGUGCGAUAGCCAAAGCUCGACCAGUUCGUUCUUCAUAGCUUCGGACUCCUACAGCUCUGGUUACCAAGUUAGCAACGGCAACUGUGGGUAUCUGUAUGAUUAUGGCAAUUCUACAUGAUCAUGGCAAAUCGUAGAGGUCCUAUCGUGCUCAAGAUAUUGCUAGCGGAGUGAGGUCACAACUGUAGCCUGUAGCAUUUCAUCUUACCUCGGAUACUAAUUUUUA
Molecule: messenger RNA, 1410 nt
Organism: Mytilinidion resinicola
Lineage: Eukaryota; Fungi; Ascomycota; Dothideomycetes; Mytilinidiales; Mytilinidiaceae
Exons: 6
Coding region: 102-995 (297 amino acids)
Source: RefSeq, a predicted model, not a curated record